This is a messenger RNA of Polyodon spathula (Mississippi paddlefish), 651 nucleotides long. Its product is annotated as cytochrome c oxidase subunit 5B, mitochondrial-like. NCBI's taxonomy places the organism in Eukaryota, Metazoa, Chordata, Actinopteri, Acipenseriformes, Polyodontidae. Gene Ontology annotation, biological process: mitochondrial electron transport, cytochrome c to oxygen. Bases 40 to 423 code for a protein of 127 amino acids. The record is from RefSeq and is a predicted model, not a curated record. Gene Ontology annotation, cellular component: mitochondrial envelope. The transcript is spliced from 4 exons.
CCGCAGUCUGUGCGCCACUCUCCCCGUCUCUUCCUCGGAAUGGCUGCAAGGUUACUGCUGAGAUCCGCCGUGCGCGUCGCGGCUCGUCGGGCAGGACCCGCCCCGGUCCCGGCUCCCGUACGCGGCAUGUCUGCUGGAGGCAUCCCGACUGACGAGGAGCAGGCUACUGGGAUGGAGAAAAAGAUCAUCCACGCUCUGAAGACUGGCUCUGACCCCUUCAGCAUGUUGAGACCCAAGGAGUACGCCGGGACCAAGCAAGACCCCCACAUCGUCCCCUCCAUCACCGACAAGAGGAUCGUCGGCUGCAUCUGUGAAGAGGAUAACACAGCUGUAGUUUGGUUCUGGCUCCACCAGGGGGAGGCUCAGCGCUGCCCUUCUUGCGGCUCCCAUUACAAACUGGUCCCUCAUGAGCUGCCCCACUAACCUCUCAAUUACUCUUCUUAAAGAAAAAAAAAAACAACCAAGAGAAUUCCUUUGAAACAGUGUGACCUCAUCUCUGUUUUUCUUUGACUUGAAAUAUUUAUGGUUUGGGACACACACAAGUAUACUUCUAUAAAUUCCAGUUGUGACAGUUUACAAUGAUACUGUAAUGUACUGUAUGUUGCAUUUGUCUGGAUCCUCUCAUAAACCUUACAGCGUUUAAAACCUCAA